AUGGAAAUCCUAAACCUGGACGCUAUGAGUACAGUACAAUGGGGAGACUUUCACGAACGUCUUGACAGUUAUUGCCUAUUGGUGCUUUCGCAGAAAAAAAUUCAUGCAGAUUUUAUUUCUGGAAGGCUGCUAACUCCUUUGGAGCUUUCGGAACCACAGGCGAUACCGAUACUCGAAAAUGAGAAGUUGCUGCCUUCUUGGCUCAAACUUCUCAUGCGACAACAGGAGGAUGAGCUUCUGCUCCUGAUGGUCCAUAUGCAUAGGGAUAUUGCUACAAGCAAGAACAAGGCAAUCCACCGAAUUAUUGUGUUGCAAACCAACAGUGGCCAUGCGCUCCCGCAAUUACAAUAUGGUCCAGCAGGAAAGGCCAUAGGGUCUAAUCUACUAAAUAACCUAGACGCAGUUGCAAAUGACCCAACCAUUUCAUUCAAAACUGCAUUAUGGUUUUCGAGGGCACCACAAACGCCAAAGCCCUCGUGCCACGAUGCAAUCAGUGGGAGAUGGAGACCCUUGCCUGCAGACUCGACUGCCGGUCGAGUACCUGGCUACGGUGUUGUUACCAACAUCAUCAAUGGAGGAAUUGAAUGUGGUAAAGGUUCGAACCCAAAAGUCGAAGAUAGGAUUGGCUUCUACAAGAGAUACUGUGACUUACUUGGAGUUGGCUAUGGCCCUAAUUUGGACUGCUACAACCAAAGACCCUUUGCUUAA
Fraxinus pennsylvanica is the source of this 708-nucleotide messenger RNA. The record is from the annotation of a GenBank genome assembly. NCBI's taxonomy places the organism in Eukaryota, Viridiplantae, Streptophyta, Magnoliopsida, Lamiales, Oleaceae.